Molecule: messenger RNA, 411 nt
Organism: Sus scrofa (pig)
Lineage: Eukaryota; Metazoa; Chordata; Mammalia; Artiodactyla; Suidae
Gene: SMIM23
Product: small integral membrane protein 23
Source: RefSeq, a predicted model, not a curated record
AUGGUGCUCCAGCAGGUGGGCAGCAGAGGGCGAGUGGCGCCUGAGAGAAGGGACAGUCGCUGUGAGGACAGGAAGCAGACGCUGUUGGCAUUGCUGAUCUUGGUGCUGUAUGUGGGCACAGGGAUAUCAGGAAGAAACUGGGAGGGAUCAGAAAGGAUCCGAGAAUGCAGCUACCCCCAGAAUCCUAUGACUUCCCAGGUGUUUGAAUACCAGGCCAAUGACCCGUCAGAAGGGCCAAUCAGGGUCAUCAGGACCUGGUUGAAGGAGAACUUGCACGUUUUCUUGGAGAAGCUAGAGAAAGAGGUGCGAGAGCUGGAGCGGCUGGUGUGGGACCUGGAGGAGUGGCUGGAUGCCCUCCUAGGAGAGGGGCACUCAGAGGAACCCUGCUCAACCCGCAAAAGCCACUUGUGA